GGGCUCGGGAGAACUGCGGGGCCCGCUCCAGUCCACGCGGUCCGGGCAGCACAGAGCGCAGCCGCGACUCUCCGCCCGCGGGCGCGUGCGAGUGCGAGUGCGUGGCCCCGCGCAGCCGGAACCUGGGCGCAGAAGCCCAGAUCUUCGCUCCCGGAGGCGGAGGGCUGAGUCCUGCCGCUGCUUCUCCGAAGCCUGCGCUGCCCGCAGAAUCGUCGGGGUCACUGAGAAGAGUGACUACAGCUGAAAGCCUGGGGCUUGCCACAGCGAAUCCUUCUGUGCCCAGGAUUAACAGCAGACCCUCCCUUUGGCAGUGGUCAGAGGGGAAGAAUCCAACUUCUUAGAACAUGGCAGUCUUCAUGGAAUUUUGACAAAGAGGAAUUGUUCUUCAAGAGAAACCCUUCUCCAAUUUAGGCAAGAAAGUUCUCAUUGUCUAUGCGCACCAAGAACCCAGGUCUUUCAAUGGAUCCUUGAAGAAAGUGGCUGUGGAUGAACUUGGCGCGCAGGGCUGCACUGUCACCGUUUCUGACCUGUAUGCCAUGGACUUUGAGCCGAGGGCCACCAGGAAAGAUAUCACUGUGCUCCAGACUGCCUGGUGAACUCCUACUCCAUCUUCAAAGCCCUAAACUGGGCUCAUUGACAAUGCACCCAAGGAGAGCCAGCCACUGCUGUCCUGAGUUAGACCACAUGCAUCUUGAUUAUAAGAUGCGAGGCUUAUCCGACCAUAGCUUUAGGCUGAGCCAGCUAACUGUUGUUCUGUGUAUUGAUCAUUUGGUUAUUUAUCUACUUCUCUUACUGGACUUUGAGUCCCCUGAAGGUGCUGUCUCUAAUCCUGAGUUCUUCAACUAUGGGGUGGAAGCAUACGAAGCCUAUAAAAAGGGGGCUCUGACCAGUGACAUAAUUGACGAGCAGAAAAAGGUUCAGGAAGCUGAUCUAGUGAUAUUUCAGUUCCCGCUGUACUGGUUCAGCAUGCCGGCUAUCCUGAAGGGCUGGAUGGACAGGGUGCUGUGCCAGGGGUUUGCCUUCGACAUCCCAGGAUUCUAUGAUUCCGGUUUCCUCAAGAAUAAGUUGGCCCUCCUUUCAUUAACCACGGGGGGCACAGCCGAGAUGUACAUGAAAACCGGAGUCAGCGGAGAUUAUCGAUACUUCCUAUGGCCCCUCCAGCAUGGUGCCUUGCACUUCUGUGGAUUUAAAGUCCUUGCCCCUCAGAUCAGUUUUGCUCCCGAGAUUGCAUCAGAAGAAGAGAGAAAGGCGAUGGUGGCCUCCUGGGCCCAGAGGCUGAAAACCAUCUGGGAGGAAGAGCCCAUCGACUGCACGCCUCCGUGGUACUUCGGGCAGUAAUGCUUCGUGCCACGUCCACAUCACAGGAGCAGCACACGGGGAGCUGCAGGCAUAUACACAGGGAGCAGGGUCCUGUAAUAAAACAAGGUCACAACCAA
Leopardus geoffroyi (Geoffroy's cat) is the source of this 1436-nucleotide messenger RNA. RefSeq names its product N-ribosyldihydronicotinamide:quinone reductase 2 (gene NQO2). Gene Ontology annotation, cellular component: cytosol. The transcript has 8 exons. NCBI's taxonomy places the organism in Eukaryota, Metazoa, Chordata, Mammalia, Carnivora, Felidae. Gene Ontology annotation, molecular function: NAD(P)H dehydrogenase (quinone) activity. Bases 487 to 1338 code for a protein of 283 amino acids. The record is from RefSeq and is a predicted model, not a curated record.